Messenger RNA from Gryllus bimaculatus (two-spotted cricket), 243 nucleotides. The record is from the annotation of a GenBank genome assembly. Lineage: Eukaryota; Metazoa; Arthropoda; Insecta; Orthoptera; Gryllidae.
AUGGGCACCGCCUGUGAUGCCUACGCCGGAGACUUGGUACAGGAAGAUUGCUGCAACAACGGAGAAAUCUUCGCUAUAGCAUCCCUACCCAGGGCACAAACGUCCCACUCUCUGGUGGGGUACCUCACAAAAGAACUUACCAGUAUUGUUCGUUCGUUGGAUUUUAAAAAGCUUGUUCAAACCGAGCCUAAUGAAAAAUAUGGCUUUUGGUUAAAACCGAAGAAAGAACUGCGCAUUUCAUAA